AUUUAAUGACAGUAACAGAGAACCUUCUCAUUGUUAUUGCAAUUGUUUUUGACCAUCACCUGCACACACCUAUGUUCUUCUUCAUGAUGAAUUUAGCCAUGCAAGACAUUGGUUCUAUUACAGUCAUUAUCCCCAAAGCUGUUUUCAAUUCUCUUAUGAAUAUCAGAUUUUUUCCUAUUCUGAGCAUUGCUCAAGUUUUCUCAUAAAUCUUCUUCUUGAGCUAUUGUAUUUCACUCCUUACUAUUAUGGCCUAUGAUCGAUAUGUUGCCAUUUGUAAUCCUUUACAAUAUGAAAUUAUAAUGAACAGGACAUCCUGCAUUAAAAUGGUUGGCAGUGUGUGGGUUGUCAGCUUUCUUAAUACUGCAUUACACACUAUUGCAACAUUUACUACUCCUUUUUGUUCUAACAAUAUCAACCAGUUCUACGGUGAAAUUCCACAUCUACUUAAAAUUAUUUGCUCUGGUUUAUAUGUAAUUGAAAUUGGAAUUAUAGCAUUUACUGCUAUAUUAGUAAUGGGUUGUUUUUUCUUCAUUGUUCUUACUUAUGGGCAAAUUUUUUCUGCUAUACUGAGAAUCCCUUCUGUUCAAGGAAAGGAAAAAGCCUUUUCCACUUGCCUUCCCCACCUCAUUGUCAUCACCAUAUUUUUGUUUUCUGGUUGCUUUGCCUACCUGAGGCCCAUAUCUAACAGUCCUUCACACCUUGAUUUCAUAAUUACAAUAAUGUAUUCCAUUAUACCAUCCAUUUUAAAUCCACUGAUCUAUGGCAUGAGAAACAAGCAAAUUAAAAUUGUUCUUAUAAGACUUCUUAAUUUUAAGUAA
This is a messenger RNA of Pantherophis guttatus, 818 nucleotides long. NCBI's taxonomy places the organism in Eukaryota, Metazoa, Chordata, Lepidosauria, Squamata, Colubridae. The record is from RefSeq and is a predicted model, not a curated record.